Somion occarium is the source of this 1737-nucleotide messenger RNA. NCBI's taxonomy places the organism in Eukaryota, Fungi, Basidiomycota, Agaricomycetes, Polyporales, Cerrenaceae. The record is from the annotation of a GenBank genome assembly.
GAGCUGGGAGUAUUCUCCACCGUGACCGUUGCGACUCUCGAAAAGGAACGUGGGCUAUAUCUGCAUGGGAUCGUUAAUUCGCGAGUAUACAAUCGUCAAGCACAUGGUGACAAUAUUGCUUGCGAUGGCAGCGAGUUUAUUAGGAAAAUGAACUUGCCAAGUACUCGCAACGAUGAAGAGCGCACUAGGAAAUAAGAGUGGAUGUUCACAGGGGCGAGGCUACUUAUAGGUGCUAUCCAAGAGACAACACAACAAAGAUACGCCCUCUAAUCCACCAUGUCGAUCCAUUCAUUCCACAAGACUCCCGAGUUCGAGACUCUUCAGCUCCAUGCAGGUCAAGAGCCCGAUCCCACGACGAACGCCAGAGCGCCGCCUAUCUACGCGACGACGAGUUUCGUAUUCAACAACUCUCAACAUGGUGCAGAUCUCUUCGGAUUGAAAACAUUCGGCAAUCUUUAUUCGAGGGUUGGUAAUCCAAGCCUGGAUGUCUUUGAGCAACGUAUGGCUGCCUUGGAAGGCGGUAUUGGAGCGCUCUCUGCGUCCAGCGGACAUGCUGCUCAAUUCAUGGCGAUCGCAACCAUCGCCAACUCCGGCGACAACAUUGUAGCAAGCUCCUACUUGUACGGUGGUACCUACAAUCAGUUCAAAGUGUUCCUCAAGAAGUUCGGUAUUUCUGUGAAGUUUGUGACCGAUCCCGCGCCAGAGGCUUUUGCGGCUGCUAUCGAUGAGAAAACCAAGGCAAUCUAUGUCGAGAGUAUCGGCAACCCAGCAUACAACGUCGCAGAUAUUCCCGCGCUGUCCAAGAUUGCUCACGCUAACAAGAUUCCCCUGAUUGUUGACAAUACCUUUGGUCUUGGAGGAUACCUCAUCCGUCCCAUUGAGCAUGGUGCGGAUAUCGUUGUUCACAGCGCAACAAAAUGGAUCGGUGGCCAUGGUACAACUAUUGCAGGUGUGAUCGUCGACUCGGGCAAAUUUGACUGGGCGGCCUCUGGAAAAUUCCCCUCUUUCACCGAGCCUUCACCUGGCUACCAUGGCUUGAAGUUCAGCGAGACCUUCGGUCCUUCCGCGUUCAUUGUGAAGGCCCGAGUUGAAGUUCUUCGUGAUCUGGGCUCGACUCUUAACCCAUUCGCCAGCUUCCUGCUCUUGCAAGGCGUGGAGACCUUGAGUUUACGAGCAGAGAGGCAUUCUGAGAAUACACUCGCCUUGGCUCAAUGGUUGCAGCAACACGAAAAGGUCGCUUGGGUCUCCUACGUUGGACUCGAGUCACACCCAUCGCACGAGCUCGCCAAGCGAUUGUUCCGACCUAACCUCUUCGGUGGUAUUCUCAGCUUCGGUGUGAAGGGUGACGCCACGGUUGGUAGUAAGGUCGUCGAUACCUUGAAACUCGCAAGCAACCUUGCCAAUGUUGGUGAUGCUAAGACCCUUGUUAUCCACCCUGCGACUACAACGCACUCGCAGCUCAGUGUCGAAGAGCAGAAAGACGCCGGAGUCACUCCUGACCUCAUCAGAGUGUCCGUUGGCAUUGAGAACAUCAAAGAUAUCAUUGCUGACUUCGAAGAGGCACUAAAAGUAGUCCCGUGAACUUCUUGAGCUUCUGCGAAUGAGAAUUCAGAAGUAGAGUAUAAAAUGGGCAAGCGAAUAGUUGUCAUGCAAUGGAUGGCGUAAAACUAGAACGUGAUCACUCAAUCCGCUGUUUUGUAUUAUCAGUGUAUACCAUUGUUUUCCAACCUCUGAUGA